This is a messenger RNA of Cephus cinctus (wheat stem sawfly), 1407 nucleotides long. RefSeq names its product glycine receptor subunit beta-type 4. The record is from RefSeq and is a predicted model, not a curated record. Gene Ontology annotation, cellular component: neuron projection; membrane; synapse. The coding region runs from base 94 to 1218 and encodes 374 amino acids. The transcript is spliced from 8 exons. Gene Ontology annotation, biological process: chemical synaptic transmission; nervous system process; regulation of membrane potential. Gene Ontology annotation, molecular function: extracellular ligand-gated monoatomic ion channel activity; neurotransmitter receptor activity; transmembrane signaling receptor activity. Lineage: Eukaryota; Metazoa; Arthropoda; Insecta; Hymenoptera; Cephidae.
AUAAAUUUAAUACAUUUAUAUUUGAUUUAAUUCUGAUCUGAGUUAAAGUUCCAGUCACUUCUUUUUUUUUAUCUACUUGACUUAUUAUUUGUGAUGUCAUCUUUGGAAUAUCUGCGAUUUGUGAUAUUUUCUGCAAUCCUUUCCCUUGUUCUGACGGAAAGUCCAUGCAAAUUAUCCAAUUCCAAAUUGAGACAAUGGACUCAACCAAUGUAUCAAACUUCGAUAAAUCGACCAUUGUUGCAGGAAACUGUAACGACAAUUGUCAACGUGUCAUUGACAAUGGAGAAGAUGACAAUUUUGGAUCCGACUACUAUGGUAGUUGAAUAUCAAUUGGCAAUGACGCAAAAGUGGCAGGAUCAUCGAUUAGCACCGGAUGACGAGACCAGAAAAUUGGCAGUAAUGGGUGCUAUUUGGCAACCAAAAAUUACGUUUGCUACUACCGAUAUGACUAUUGUCAAAGAUUCUACACAAUUUUGGCGUGGUACUUCAAAUGGGAGUGUCAUAUAUAGCGAAAAAUAUUCUGUAAAGUCAGAUUGUUCGAUGGACAUGAAAAAAUAUCCUUUCGACACUCAAAAGUGCAUUCUCAAAAUUAGCUCCUUGAAAUUAUUUGCAGAUAGAUUUACUUUGGACGAGGUCAAUUUAAAAUGGGAUAUGCAUGAAGCAGUGAUGGUAAAGAAUAUGAAAAAUUCAACAUCAUUUAAAUUAUUUAAAAUAAUAAGUGACGAAAAUGUUGAUUAUCGAGAUUCAGGAAACUUCAGUGUCUUAGUAGCGGAAUUUUUCAUUUCUCGAAACAGCCGUCAUGUUAUAUUAACAUCUAUGGUACCCAGUAUUAUAUUGGUUAUUGUAUCAUAUAGUGUUUUUUGGUUGGAAGGGUCAGCAAUAAACUCGCGUGUCACUUUAUGUAUUUUUGCAAUUGCUGGUCUUCUUUAUCUCCAUGUUUUAACCAGCUGUACUGUAAUUUGUAUCGAUUGCAUCAAAGCGCUUGAUAUCUGGUUUGGAAUAUGUACAAUUUUUACUUUAUUACCUUUAUUGGAAAGCAUCAUAGUAAGCACAUUACAUACAUUCCAUGUGAACAAAGAGGAUAUAAUGUUGGAAUUUGAAAUAAAUGAAGGUCUCAAGAUGUAUGCUACCUGGAUAGAUAAGAUUUUACGUUUACUUCAUCCAGUUGGAUUUCUAAGUUGUGUGUUUCUUUUCCACAUAGUGUUCAUACAGGACUGAGUUUUGGUUUUUCUGCAAUGGCACUCAUAGAAUUCAUAAGUUGCGGUACAUCGUUGAAGCUACUCGCAUCAUCAAAGGAAAAAACGGUACACACAGCAUCCACCUUAUCUUUACACGCCUGGUGUAAAAUGACACUUAUUUACAGAAGUUGUUUUUAAACAAAAAGGAAUAAAGAUAUUUUGCAAUGUA